Molecule: messenger RNA, 1941 nt
Organism: Pyricularia oryzae 70-15
Lineage: Eukaryota; Fungi; Ascomycota; Sordariomycetes; Magnaporthales; Pyriculariaceae
Product: oxidoreductase
Exons: 3
Coding region: 1-1941 (646 amino acids)
Biological process (GO): secondary metabolite biosynthetic process
Molecular function (GO): oxidoreductase activity, acting on CH-OH group of donors; flavin adenine dinucleotide binding
Source: RefSeq, a predicted model, not a curated record
AUGGCUCAGCUCCUGCAUAACUCCCGGUCGACACUGGCCAAGUUGUUGGUGCUGGCUUUAUCUUUUUCAAACCUGGCACACUCGGGUGGCAUCGUCCAAGACGCGAAUGGCCUUGCAGAUUCAUACGACUAUGUCAUCGUCGGAGGUGGAACUGCGGGGCUGACGCUGGGUGACCGCCUGAGCGAGGACGGCAAGAACUCGGUGCUGGUGGUAGAGUACGGGGAUUUGGUCAACGUGUCGGCAAUCACCGAAGUCCAGGGAGGGUUCCAGGGCAUGAACCCGGAAUUCAUGUUCAGCCUGACGUCUGUCCCACAAACAAACCUCCGCAACCGCCGCGCGGGCGUCUUUGCCGGCAAGGUGCUGGGCGGCACGUCGGCCAUCAACGCCAUGAUGGCCAUCCGCGGCACGGCCGAAGACUACGACCGGUGGGGCCGGUUCUUUGGAGCAAACUCGACCUGGAGCUGGGAGGGGAUGCUGCCCUACUUCAAAAAGGCCAUCAGCUUCAUCCCGCCGGGGCGCGAGGUGGCCCUGGCCUCCAACAUCACCUACGACCAGCGGCUGUGGGGCAACACGUCCAGGGUCUUUGCCAGCUGGCCGUCGUACCAGUACCCCAGCACCAAGGCCAUCGUGGACGCCUUCAGGGCGGUGCCGGGCGUCGAGUUUCCCCGCGACGGCGGCGAGGGCAGGACGGGCGUCUACUGGUAUCCGCAGUUUAGCCACCCGCAGACGGUGACGCGGUCCUUUUCGCGGACGGGGCAUUGGGACGAGGUGGACAGGGAGAAUUACGAGGUGAUUUUGAACUCAAAGGUGACCAGGGUUCUCUUUGAUGGCACGAGAGCUGUCGGGGUGGCUUUUGUGCAGUCGGAGGGAGGUGCUGGACUGGCAACGACGGUCAAUGCGAGGAAGGAAGUCAUCUUGUCUGCGGGAGCCAUUCACAGUCCGCAUAUUCUGCAACUUAGUGGCGUGGGCCCGAGGAGACUGCUCGAGUCGGCCAAGAUUCCCGUUGUUGCCCACGUUCCAGGGGUUGGCCAGAACUUUCAGGAUCACCCGACGCCGUCGGCCAGCUUUGAUCUGCGCAACUUCCCCAUCCGCCCCGUCCGUCAAGACUUUACCAGCAACGCCAGCUUCCGAGCCUGGGCCGACGACCUCUGGGCCGCCAGCAGACAGGGCCCCCGCUCCAUCGCCACCGGCAACGUGGCAGCCUGGCUGUCGCUGCCCGUGAUCUCGCCCGCCCGCCACGCCGAGAUCGCCGACGCGCUCGCGGCCCAAGACCCCGCCGCCUGCCUGCCCGCCGACGCCGACGCGACCGUCGUCAAGGGGUACGGCGCGCAGAUGGCGUCGUACGCGGCGGCGAUGCGGCGCAACGACACGGCGUUUUACAACUUGGUCGUCAACAGCGGCGGCGCGCCGGGCAGCAGCGUCGUCAGCCUCGACGGCGGGUCGGCCGAGGGCUGGCUCGUGGCGCUGCACCAGCUCAGCCGGGGCAGCGUCGACGUCGACCCCGCCGACGCGUGGGGCCGUCCGCCCGUCGUCGACUACCGCGCCCUGUCCAACCCGCUCGACAGGGACGUCAUGGUGGAGAUGAUUCGCUUCACGCGCCGCUUCUUUGUGGACAACCCGGCCAUGGCGCGGUACGAGCCCGUGGAGCUGCAGCCCGGCGCCGCGGUCGUGAGCUUCGAGGCCCUCAGCGCCACGCUGCCUGGCACGGUGAGUCCGACCAUGGGUCAUCCGGUCGGGACCUGCGCCAUGAUGCCGCUGGAGUUGGGGGGUGUCGUCGAUGAGGAGUUGAGGGUGUAUGGGGUGCAGGGGCUGCGGGUCGUGGAUGGGAGUGUCAUGCCGACUAUUGUGGGGGCGAAUCCAUCUCAGACCAUCUAUGGUAUUGCUGAAAAGGUGUGUCUGAUCUUUGAAUCUGUUGGCUACAACUACCGUCUCGAUCGCUAA